UCGCAUGCCGUAUUUCAGAGAGGGCUCACUUGACAGCAGUUAAACGAGAGCGUGAUGGCACCAGUGUUCGGCAGACACAAGACGUGAACGCCUGCAGUGGAAGUUCAUCUCGCACUUUUAAAGUUAGGAAAAGAUUGCGGUGCACGCAUCGGAGCCGUAACGCUAGUGGUGUAAGCCCGGGAGUAAAAUGUACAACCUGAGACUGACCGACCAGGAGCCCUGGGAGAUGCUUGUGCCCAGGGCCUGUUUGAAAGAGCGCUAUGGCUUGUCACAAUGGAUCAAGACAAACAUCAAAAGGAAGGAAUGUGUCCUUUUUCAGAAGGGUUCCAGCGAGGACACAUGCAAGUGUGGUUACUCCAAGGCUGUUCAUAAUGAUGAAGCCAUCAAGCCUGAAGACUUUGUGGGGGAAACAUGGGACAAACACAGACACGUCAUGGAGGUUCCCACCAAUGCCUUUGGAGAAAUACAGUUUGACGGUUUACAACAAACAACUGCCAAGUAUGCCAGAGUGUCCUCGGACACCAACCCCGAGAUGCUGUACCGCCUGCUGACAGAACAGUGGGAACUUCAGCCUCCCAACCUGCUCAUCUCAGUGACAGGAGGAGCCAAGAACUUUAACCUGAAGCCUCACCUUAGGAACAUGUUUCACAGAGGACUCAUCAAAGUGGCCCAAACUACAGGUGCCUGGAUUGUCAGUGGUGGCACCAAUGCGGGUGUCAUGAAGCAUGUGGGACAGGCGGUGAGGGAUUAUGCACUGAGCAACUCCAUGCAGGGCCAAAUUGUUGCUAUUGGAGUGGCAACUUGGGGUGUGAUCCAUAAUAGGGAAGCUUUGAUCAAACAAGAGGGUUGUUUUCCUGCCCUUUAUAUGACGGACACCAAAAGUCAGGGCAGGUUGUCUUGUCUAGACAAAAACCAUACACACUUCCUUCUGGUGGACGAUGGGACUCAUGGACAAUAUGGUGUGGAGAUUGAGCUGCGUUCUUGUCUGGAGAAAUGCAUUUCUGGGAAGCAACUCGGAAAGAAAGGCAGCAGCGUUACCAUCCCAUUUGUGUGUGUGGUUUUGGAAGGUGGACCAGGCACCCUGAAUACGAUCUUCAACGCUAUGAGGAACGGCACGCCGUGCGUGAUCUUGGAGGGCUCCGGAAGGAUAGCAGAUGUGAUCGCUCAAGUGUCUGGACUGCCUCUUCAGCAGAUCACAAUCGCUCUCAUCCGCCAGCUAAUGGAGAGGUUUUUUGGUCAGGAGUAUAAAACGUUCACCAACUUCAAUAUCAUUGAAUGGACCAAAAAGAUACAGGACAUUGUCAGGGAGUCCCACCUGCUGACAAUAUUCAGGGUGAGAGAAGACAGUCAUGGAGAUGUGGAUGUUGCCAUUCUUAAAGCAUUAUUGAAAGCUUCUCGGAGCAGUGAAAUACUCACAAUGGAUUGCUGGAAAACUCAACUGGAGCUGGCUAUUGCCUGGAACCGAGUGGACAUAGCCAAGACGGAGAUCUUCACUGAAGAGAAUCUGUGGAGUUCUGCUGACCUCCACCAGGCCAUGUUGUCUGCUCUAAUUGGUAACAAGCCUCAGUUUGUGACCCUGCUGCUGGAAAACGGCGUGAGUCUCAGGAAGUUCCUACAGGACGAGGAAACUCUGUGCAAGCUCUACACAGAGAUGCCCAGCUGCCUCUUUCUGCGCAAGCUAGCCAAGCGGGUCCACAACUCUCGCCACAGCAGGGCUGACCCACCAGAGUCCAUCACUUUAGCUCACGUCUCUGAAGAGGUGCGCCACCUGCUGGGCAAUUCCACACAACACAUCUAUCCUCCAUCCAGGGAGCAACGCUACUGCAUGUCCAUGGAAGACUUGUCCCUGUCACUUUCCAAAAACAAUGCAGCUCACCCUCCAACAGAAGUUGAACAGAGGGAUGCCUGCUGUGACAUUUUCCUCUGGGCUGUGGUGCAGAACAACAGGGAUCUGGCUGAAAUCGCCUGGGAGCAGUGUCAGGACUCCGUGUGUGCCGCUCUGGCUGCAACUCGCAUCCUGAAGAAACUGGCAGGAGGAGAAAGUGAUGCAGAAGAAGCAGAGGAAAUGCUCAACCUGGCCAAUCAUUAUGAAAAACAUGCAGUUGGUGUUUUCAGUGAGUGCCACAACACUGAUGAGGAGCGUGCUGAGAAGCUGCUGGUGCGCGUCUCAAACUGUUGGGGAGGAAUGACGAGCCUGCGGCUGGCCCUGCAAGCUGAAGAUAAAAAUUUUGUUGCUCUUUCAGGUGUUCAGGCCUUCAUGACCCAAGUCUGGUGUGGUAAACUUUCAGUGGACAACCACAUCUUUCGAGUGCUCAUUUGCAUGUUCUUCUUCCCUCUCAUCUACACCGGCUUUCUGGCUUUUCGACACGACGAGCUCUUCCAAAGAGAAGCUAAGAAACAAGAGGCUAUGGAGAAGGUGGAGAAGGUGACAGGAAACACACACAGUGCACGUUCUCGGUGCAGCGUGCAGCACGAUAAACCUUUGAGCUGCUGGGCCCGACUGGAGAGCUUGUACAGCUCUCCGCAGGUCAAGUUUUACUGGAACAUCGUCUCCUACUUUUUCUUCCUCGUCCUGUUUGCGGGGGUGCUGAUGAUGGACUUCCACACCACGCCUUCCAUCCCAGAACUCCUUCUCUACGUCUGGAUGUUCUCUCUGGUUUGUGAGGAGUUCAGACAGUUGUUCUGCAAUUCUGACGGUUUUGGGCUUCGAAUGAAAGCCAAACUGUACAUCACUGACCUGUGGAAUUUUUUGGAUGUUCUAUCCAUUAUCCUGUUCCUGAUUGGCCUUGCAUUCAGGUUGACGUCUGAGCUUUUCUACGCAGGUAAAAUCGUGCUGUGCUUCGACUUUGUGGUCUUCUGCCUGCGUCUCAUGGCCAUCUUUACCAUCAGCCAAACCCUGGGACCGAAAAUCAUUAUAGUCAGAAAGAUGAUGAAGGAUUUGUUCUUCUUCAUGUUCCUUCUGAGCAUCUGGGUUGUGGCGUACGGCGUGGCCAAACAGGGCAUUUUCAUCCACAACGACACUCGUCUGGACUGGAUUUUCCGAGGAGCAAUUUAUGAGCCGUACCUCAUCAUAUUUGGGAAUUUUCCUAAAAACAUUGAUGAGGUGAAGUUUGACUUAGACUCAUGCAGCCUGAACGGCACAGAUCCUCUGUUGCCUAAGUGUCCCAUUCUGAAUGAAAGCCAAAUUCCAGCCUUCCCUGAGUGGCUCACUAUCAUCAUGCUCUGCGUUUACUUACUCUUCGCCAACAUAUUGUUGCUUAAUCUACUCAUAGCGAUCUUCAACUUCACCUUCCAGGAAGUCCAGGACAACACAGACAGGAUCUGGAAAUUUCAACGAUACGAGUUAAUUAAGGAGUAUUACAGCCGUCCAGCUGCCCCGCCUCCUUUCAUCAUCUUCAGCCACCUCUCCCUCCUCAUCAGGAGCAUUUGGAUGUGGAAACCUCACUAUAAAUGCAGAGACCUCAAAACGAAAUUGAAUCAGGCGGAGAACAUGGAGCUGUUGUCCUGGGAGGCUUUAAUGAAGGACAGAUACCUGCUGUCUGAGAAACAAGAGAAGAGUCGGAGUACGGAGACACGCAUCAUGGAUACGGCUCAAAAGGUAACUUCCAUCUCUGAGAGGCUGGAGAGGGAAGAAGAAACUGUGUCUGCGGUCAUGCUGAAGAGACUGACCACACUAGAAGAGCAGGUUAACCAAUCAACCAAAAUGCUGCAGCGGAUCAUGGACAGCCUCAUUUCUAAGGGUUUUGCUGCAAAAGAAGAAGAACCAGAUGCCUCAAAUGUAACAGAUGAAUCCUCCGUCUGUUCGAGGAACGACUCGGCGAGCAGAAACAGCUUCCACGUAAACUGUCGGCAGUAUUAUUACCCCGAAAGUAAAGUUACACGCUUUCCUGUUCCUGAGGAGAAAGUACCAUGGGAGGUGAGCUUCAGGUCAUACCAGCCCAUCUGUUAUGCUUCUGAGGAUGGAAGUGACUGCACGGAUGGGCAAGACGCUCCUGAUAAAUACAGAAACCCAGGAGGGAGGACAGGCAUCAGAGGACGUGGCGCUCUCGGCCACUUCGGUCCAAACCUGCACUUAGACCUGGUGCUGACGCGAUGUAAAGACAGUGAGAGGUCGACCUUAGAGUUCCUGGUGAUCUGUGACAGCAGUCAAAUAAUCUUUACUCUGCCCUCUGGACCUGUGGAGCGGGACGAUCACCUGCCAGAGACUUUGAAGCAAACUCUGGGAAGCACGUUAUAUGACGCAAUAAAUGCAAAAGUUUCAGUCGGGACAAAGUUGUCCAAAUGUUACGUGGACGACAGCAGGAACACUGACAAUGCCUGGGUGGAAACCACCGUUUUGAACAUUCAUCUGGACAGAACAAGCCAGCUGAUGGUGGACAUCAACACUCAGGUGUCGAGUCGCUCCUCCUCUCUGCAGUGGGAGGAGUCGAGCAGCAAAAACAAACUUUCUCCGGAUCAAACUGAGUCCGUCCGAAUGGUUGAAGAGUUGCACGACAGGAAGCUGUGACCUUCACUCCAUGUGUGGCCUUUCUGUAUUGAUUCUGCACUAAAAACUACUAAAACUUUAUUGUGCACGAGUGUUUGACGUGCAAAAAUCACAUUAGUUGCAUAGGAAUUUGCCUUAUACUGUAUUACAGUGAUAUUUACAGGGAUGUAGUGAACACUGAUUCCUUAUAGAGGAAUAAUUUGUCAUUAAAAAGACCAACAAGCUCGUGACUUGAAGGAAUUUCCUCAUUAUUGGGUUUAGAUUUUUGCUGCAGCAUUACCCAAAAUGCACUUCUCAAAAAGUCAUGCCCGUUUACUUCAACUGCAGAUAAACAUAUUUACUUGCACUUUUUUUACCUUGUUUAGAUGAGUAAAACUUUUGUUCAACUA
Molecule: messenger RNA, 4875 nt
Organism: Oryzias melastigma (Indian medaka)
Lineage: Eukaryota; Metazoa; Chordata; Actinopteri; Beloniformes; Adrianichthyidae
Gene: trpm2
Product: transient receptor potential cation channel, subfamily M, member 2
Exons: 33
Coding region: 188-4507 (1439 amino acids)
Biological process (GO): calcium ion transmembrane transport
Cellular component (GO): membrane
Molecular function (GO): ligand-gated calcium channel activity
Source: RefSeq, a predicted model, not a curated record